UUUAGAUUUGAACAAAAUGAAAAUUAUUUCAUCAAAACGACUCAUUUUAUUGACUUUAGCCAUAUCAAGCUUGUUAACAUCAAACAUCCUUUGUACAGAUGAAUUAAUGAUGUCCAAUCUUCACAGCAAAGGAAAUUAUGACAAAUAUUCUGAGCCUAAAGGACACCCAAAAGGGGAAAAGGAAAGAAGUCUCAAUUUGGAAAAUUUAAAAGACUGGGGGCCAAAAACUGUCAUUAAGAUGAGUCCACCGCCAGCCAACAAAAUGCCACACCCAGCAGCCAAUUUGCCAUUGAGAUUCGGGAGGACGCUGGAAGCAGAAAGAAGCAACGAGGCAAUGGACAACCUGCCUCUGAGAUUUGGAAGCAUGGAGAUGAGCAUUUCGAGACGUGUUCCCAAUCUGCCCCAAAGGUUUGGAAGAACGGCAACAGCCAACAGUGUCUCUGAAACACUGAGUGAUUUGCGUCAACAAUCCACACAUUCACCCUCGGUCCACAAGCUGCUUUACUCCAUGAGCUGCCAGCACCCAGAAACCCAGAACCCAGAUCGAAAGCAGGCAAGGAGACUGGUAUUCAAGACAAUAGAUGAUGCAGAAUUGAAACAAGAAAAAUAA
Molecule: messenger RNA, 610 nt
Organism: Carlito syrichta (Philippine tarsier)
Lineage: Eukaryota; Metazoa; Chordata; Mammalia; Primates; Tarsiidae
Gene: NPVF
Product: neuropeptide VF precursor
Exons: 3
Coding region: 17-610 (197 amino acids)
Biological process (GO): negative regulation of gonadotropin secretion; neuropeptide signaling pathway
Molecular function (GO): signaling receptor binding
Source: RefSeq, a predicted model, not a curated record